This is a messenger RNA of Nannospalax galili (Upper Galilee mountains blind mole rat), 1021 nucleotides long. RefSeq names its product LSM1 homolog, mRNA degradation associated (gene Lsm1). The coding region runs from base 128 to 529 and encodes 133 amino acids. Gene Ontology annotation, cellular component: Lsm1-7-Pat1 complex; P-body. The transcript has 4 exons. Lineage: Eukaryota; Metazoa; Chordata; Mammalia; Rodentia; Spalacidae. Gene Ontology annotation, biological process: deadenylation-dependent decapping of nuclear-transcribed mRNA. Gene Ontology annotation, molecular function: RNA cap binding. The record is from RefSeq and is a predicted model, not a curated record.
GUGGGUGUGCUCAGCCGAGGCGCUUCCGGCAGGCACGGGCUACGGGAAGCCUGCCGGGUAGGUGAGGGCGAGUUCGCUUCCCGUCCGCGCUGGCCGCCGCCAGUGUCGGCAGCCCGCGCAGCGCAAGAUGAACUACAUGCCCGGCACCGCCAGCCUCAUCGAGGAUAUCGACAAAAAACACUUGGUCCUGCUUCGAGAUGGACGGACACUUAUAGGCUUUUUAAGAAGCAUUGAUCAGUUUGCUAACUUAGUGCUGCAUCAGACUGUGGAGCGUAUUCAUGUGGGCACAAAGUACGGGGACAUUCCUCGAGGGAUCUUUGUGGUUAGAGGAGAAAACGUGGUCUUGCUAGGAGAAAUAGACUUGGAAAAGGAAAGUGACACCCCCCUCCAGCAAGUAUCUAUUGAAGAAAUCCUAGAAGAACAAAGGGUAGAACAGCAGACCAAACUGGAAGCUGAGAAGCUGAAAGUUCAGGCCCUUAAAGACCGGGGCCUCUCCAUUCCUCGAGCAGAUACUCUAGAUGAGUAUUAAGUCUCUGCUCAGAGGCUGUUGUCACUGAGUGAAAGUGACAUCCCGGUCACCUCACACAGCCGACCAGAGACUGUCAAAUUGAAAUGAGAUCUUUAUUUUCAAUUUUCAAUUCUCUCACAUAUGCCAACAUGAAGAAAUCAUGGGAUUUUGUUUUGUUUUUUAACAAAAUCAUUGUAUAUCUUGUUUUCCUUUUAUUUUUGUUUUUGACACAGUCUCCCUUAUAGAGCCCUGGCUGACCUAGGACUCACUUGUAUACCAGGCUGGCCUCUAAGUUGGGCUAUCCUUAAGCCCCUACCUCAGAAGUGCUGGGAUCACUUGUGUGCCACCACACCCAGCUUCAUUGUGUAAAGAAAUAGUGGUAUGAACUCCUCCCCACACAGCAGUGUGGAGCAGGAAUCAAGCCUUUACAUUGCUUUUCUUAGCCCAAAUUAGAAUUUACAGAGGACUUUUCUCCGUAGACUUGUAAAUAAAGAAUGAAUCUCAGAACUGUCA